Messenger RNA from Centropristis striata (black sea bass), 870 nucleotides. It is a transcript of the gene cxcl19, whose product is annotated as chemokine (C-X-C motif) ligand 19. The coding region runs from base 123 to 443 and encodes 106 amino acids. Gene Ontology annotation, molecular function: CXCR chemokine receptor binding; chemokine activity. The record is from RefSeq and is a predicted model, not a curated record. Gene Ontology annotation, cellular component: extracellular region. Lineage: Eukaryota; Metazoa; Chordata; Actinopteri; Perciformes; Serranidae. The transcript has 3 exons. Gene Ontology annotation, biological process: antimicrobial humoral immune response mediated by antimicrobial peptide; neutrophil chemotaxis; inflammatory response.
AAGCAGAGCACAUGACCGCUGUAUGUACAAAUAUCAGAGAGCAGAAUGUAUAAAAACGGUCGCAACAGCUGUAUGACAUCUGCCUUGAGUUGAAGAACCUGACAAGCACCAGCAUAAACAAGAUGAAGCUCUGCAUCCUGCUCGUGUUUGGGACCCUGCUCGCCCUUGUUUACGGAAUGCCGCCAAUCAGCCGGGACUACAACACGCACUGCCGGUGCCUUCAGCUGGAGUCGAGGAUCAUCCCUCCGGACAGCCUGAGGAGCAUCAAGCUCGUCCCUGAAGGGCCUCACUGCCCCGACAGGGAGGUCAUCGCUGGACUGGCGAACGGGGAGAAGGUGUGCCUGAACCCUCGGUCCUCCUGGGUGAAGAAGCUGAUUCACUUUGUUCUUGAGAGGCAGCUGCAGCCUCAGGGUGGAGCUCCUCCCAAGACUCAAGGGAAAUAAUCACAUGAUGAUGAUACAAUUUUAAAACAUGUUGCAAUUAAAGCUGUAGUGGCUUUCUGCAGCACUGAGCCAUGCUGUUUUACUUUAAUGAAUAACAAUAUUUAACCAGGUUGUAUAACUUCUUUUUAUCGUAUUUGGUCUGAUUUUUUUUUUUACUACAAAUAACAUUGAUUGUGGACUUAUAUUGUCCGUUUGUCAGAAAGAUUGUGUGAAUGGAGGUGUUGGAAGCCUUUGUGUGUGUAAGGUAUUUAACUGUGUGUUAAUUGAAAGUUUGGUUGUUUGACAUUUUGAAGCAGAUAUGUAGCAUGAAAUCUGUAAUAUUCUAAUAUGUAGCAUCAUUUAUGUGCAAAAAUUGUGUGGAGCUUCUCCAGCUUUGUCAAGCUCCUGUUCCUAUAUCUGUGAGGCUUUAAAUAAAAACCAAUUGAAC